Aspergillus chevalieri is the source of this 1317-nucleotide messenger RNA. RefSeq names its product putative GTP cyclohydrolase II (gene URG1). Lineage: Eukaryota; Fungi; Ascomycota; Eurotiomycetes; Eurotiales; Aspergillaceae. Gene Ontology annotation, biological process: riboflavin biosynthetic process. Gene Ontology annotation, molecular function: GTP cyclohydrolase II activity. The transcript has 4 exons. The coding region runs from base 1 to 1317 and encodes 438 amino acids. The record is from RefSeq and is a predicted model, not a curated record.
AUGACGGCAGAGGAUACCCCAAUUUCGCCUGUUCAGGCACCAAACUCCACCAGCUAUAGCAAGCACAUUGUCCUCACCACCUACCCCGGCCAAAGCGGAAUCGACCCCGUCCCUCUCACCUGGGGCGCCGCUGAUGCCAAAUCCCGCGGCCCCGUCGUCGUCUCCCGCAGCGGCCCAUUGCUCAAGCGACGCAACGCAAUGGGCGCCCACGGAGGCAGCUACAGCAUUUACAACGCCCUAGCCAUCGCCGCCGGAGACCUGCCCCCUGAUUUCCGCCCGGACUUCCGCAACAGCGAGCCCACGUUCAACUUCCCCUGGCAGCCGGCGUGGGCGGAUAAGACGAAGAUUGUCUCGAUGGAUCCGUAUGGCCAUGAUAUUGUUAACCAGUUCCGGGAGGAGUUGGAUGCUGGUUGGGAUAUUAGGCCUACUAUGGCGAUUACGCGGGCAAAUAUGAAGUUGGCGGAGAUUGAGGAGGCGGUGAGGAAGGGGGAUCUUGAGGUUGAUGGGAAUAUUGUUGUUGAUGAGAGUGGUGAGGUUCGUGUUACUAAGGUUGCUGUUGAGCCGGUUUGGUAUUUGCCUGGUGUUGCGGAGCGGUUUGGGGUUGAUGAGGGCACGCUGCGUCGGACGUUAUUUGAGCAUACUGGCGGCAGUUACCCGGAGUUGAUCACUAGGCCGGAUUUGAAGAUCUUUCUCCCGCCUAUUGGUGGACAGACGGUUUAUAUUUUUGGACCUCCGGAGAGAGUGUCGGAUGAGAACGUGAAAUUGGCACUGCGGAUUCACGACGAGUGCAACGGUAGUGAUGUCUUCCAGUCGGAUAUCUGUACCUGUCGGCCAUACCUCGCUUUUGGAAUCCGUGAGGCGAUCCGCGAAGCACAGAAUGGAGGUAGCGGUGUCGUGAUCUACUUCCGGAAGGAGGGACGAGCCCUAGGCGAGGUCAUCAAGUACUUGGUUUACAAUGCUCGCAAGCGGGGCGGUGACACGGCCGACAAGUACUUUACUCGAACGGAGAACAUUGCUGGCGUGAGAGAUAUGCGCUUCCAAGCCCUCAUGCCAGACAUCCUGCACUGGCUCGGAAUCAAAAAGAUCGACCGCAUGCUCUCCAUGUCGAACAUGAAACACGACGCCAUCGUGCAGACAGGAAUCAAGAUCCUCGAGCGCAUCCCCAUCCCCGAGGACAUGAUCCCCAGUGACUCGCGGGUAGAAAUCGACGCAAAGAUCAAUGCGGGCUACUUCACGACAGGCAAGCAGUACACGAUGGAGGAUCUGGCGAACGUGCGCGGACGUGGUUGGGAGAAGUGGGAGGAUGUUACUCAUUGA